AUGGGUUUCAUCAAUUCUGUAAAGAAGGUAAUGCCAAAUCUGGAAACUACUUACUACGGGACUUUAGUUGGGAUCAUUUUUCUUCUCUAUUUAAUAAUAAACCAAUUUGUCUGGGGAAAAAAUAAUGAAAAUCCAUGGGAUGAUACUACUCUUUUAAAAGUACCAUUGAUGCUACAUUUAUCCAACGCUACGAAUCACCAAUCCUUUGUUUCCUCUUUCGAAAGUUCCAUGUAUUCUAAAAACAUUGAAACUUUGAAACUCUUACAAAGGCAAAUACUUACCGUGGCUGCAACUAAACUAUUUGAAAGGAAUGUAAGGAACCAAUUUAUUAGAUGCAUUAAUUCAAAAUUGGAUGGGUUACUGACCGAUUUUAAGGAAGAAGAGAAUGAGCUACAGGCGGUUUCCUAUUAUUGCCUACUUGAUGCAUCUUUACCAAGUGUCAAUGCUGUGAAAGUGUCUACAAUGUUUCCAUUUUGGAAUUUUAGGUUUAGUAAAUUCCAUUUUUUUGUUUCCAUUUUGUUGGCUAUUGGAGCGGUAAGGUACUAUGGCAUUACCAUUGAAAAAAUUGGUGUGGUAAUUAAAGAUAACUGCGAACAUUUGAAGAACCAUGCUUGUAAUAAGAUUAGAAGUUUCGUUAAUGAAAAUGGAGGUCCAAAAAUUCAAGCCAAUAUAGAAACUAAAGUUUCAGUUGAAACUCAACCAUCUUCCAAUCUAAUAAAAGAAGAAGUUUCGCCAAAAUCCGUAUUUGACCCAAAGAAAUGGACAAAAUUUAAGAAACAAUUGGAAAAUGAGAGAAACGUAAAUCACCUUUCUGAAAAGAAAAAUCAUUUCAAUAUGAACUUAUACGAUGAUAAAUUUGGUUCUAAUGACGGACCUGUCUCUGAUUCGAGCACAUUGGAACAGAUCUCAAUGAAGGAAAAUAUUAGUGAACUGAAAGAGACGAAGUUAGAAGAAAGUACUGUAAAACUAUCAAAACGUUCUUCAUCAAAUAAAGAAGAUUCGAAAGAAGAUUCCAAACCUGAAUUUGAUAUAAUGACUACAGAAGGACGAGAAGCAUUGAAAAAAUAUUGUGACGAAUUAAAGAAGAAAGAAAACUCAAAGAAUCUGGUUUCAAGGACAGAACUUGCAAAGAAGUCCGACAAGCUAAGAAAAAUCCAGAAGACUGGGAAGUUAAAUUUUAUCGAUGAAUUAGUAAAUCCAUUUACCUCCAAUAAGGAACAACGUAAUUUUUUUAAAUCAAGAAAAGAGAUGGAGUUACCCCAAAACGUUCCUACUUGGGUAUAA
Molecule: messenger RNA, 1284 nt
Organism: Naumovozyma castellii
Lineage: Eukaryota; Fungi; Ascomycota; Saccharomycetes; Saccharomycetales; Saccharomycetaceae
Exons: 1
Coding region: 1-1284 (427 amino acids)
Source: RefSeq, a predicted model, not a curated record